This is a messenger RNA of Sorghum bicolor (sorghum), 2018 nucleotides long. Its product is annotated as probable sodium/metabolite cotransporter BASS4, chloroplastic. The record is from RefSeq and is a predicted model, not a curated record. Bases 580 to 1443 code for a protein of 287 amino acids. Gene Ontology annotation, cellular component: chloroplast envelope. The transcript is spliced from 13 exons. NCBI's taxonomy places the organism in Eukaryota, Viridiplantae, Streptophyta, Magnoliopsida, Poales, Poaceae.
GUCGGUGGUAAUGGAGGCAAACGCGCUGUUCCGCCUUCCGCGCUGCUCAUCAACUUCGCGCGUAGCAACUUCCUCCCGCUUGGUAAUGCGAUGCUUGCCUGCUUAAAAAGAGUGCCGUUUCCCUAAUGGUGCAGCAGCUGGUGGGCUUCUGUACUCCAUGACCCAAUUCGGGCACAAUUGACAAUGGUUCAAUGCAUCUAUUAGCUCCAAAUCCCAAAUAGCCUUUGUAUCUCAUCCUGAAAUUUUACUGUAGACAGCAGAAAUAUAGUGGAGCAGCGACAGAUGGGUUUGUUUCUGAAAUGCAGAAAGUUUUGGUGUAAAUCAAGGAUGAUCUGAUGUUAAAUGACUGAAGUUGCUCUAUAGAGAUUAUUAUGCCUAUACUUGAUUUUCAGUUUAUUGCUAUGUAGUUGACAAAAGCAUGCAAAUGUCUCCGGUUUUGAAUUUACGUGGACUGAUUUGCAUCUUUCCCAUUGUUAAGCUCUCAUUAGUGGGGUCAUACUCGGUCUCCUAGAUCCUACUCUUGGAUGCCUUGCUCACGAAUACUCCCUGUCGAAGUUCAGCACUUUUGGGAUAUUCGUUAUGUCAGGACUGACCCUGCGAACUAAGGAGCUUGGUACAGCAUUAGAAGCUUGGCCUGCUGCAUUAUAUGGACUAGGAUCUAUUUUGCUGCUUACACCCUUUGUUUCUCAAUUUAUCAUGCAAGUUCAGUUCUUCCCUCGUGAAUUUAUCACUGGAUUAGCUAUAUUUUGCUGCAUGCCAACAACAUUAUCAAGUGGAGUCAUACUAACACAGCUUGUUGGUGGUAAUUCUGCACUAGCUCUUGCAAUGACAGUUUCAUCCAAUUUACUUGGCAUUAUAAUUGUACCUCUUUCUCUUGCAAGAUACAUUGGCACUGGAGCUGGUGUGUCUUUGCCUACUGAGAAGUUAUUUAGAAGUCUGGUCACCAGACUUCUAAUCCCUCUUAUUAUAGGGAAGGUUGCUCGAGAAGCCUCAAAAGGUAUUGCUGAUUUUGUUGAUAGAAACCAACAAGGAUUUUCAGUUGGAAAUGCAGUUCUUCUCAGCCUAGUCCCAUGGAUUCAAAUAAGUAGAUCAAGAUCACUAAUCUUAUCUGUUCAAGUGGAAGCUUUUGCUGCUGCUAUUACUGUUGGAGUGCUUAUACAUCUUGCACUGUUGGCUUUCAACAUUGCAAUGUUGCAUAUCUUGUCACGUCUUGGAAAGAAAGGGGAUUCAGUCUUUGCAAAGAAAGAGUACACACGAGCUGUCAUUUUGGUGUCCAGUCAGAAAACAUUGCCAGUGAUGAUAACUGUGGUUGAGCAGCUUGGAGGAGCCCUCGGGGAGUCGGGACUUCUAGUCAUCCCUUGUGUUUUUGCACACAUUAACCAGAUCAUUGUCGAUUCUAUCAUAGUAAAUUGGUGGCGCAGGAGGGAUCAACAAAAUAAGUAAUCCAAAGUAACUCCUUAAUUCAAUUUUGGCAUGCAAAACAGAGAAUUAGUCAGGAAUUGCUGACUGCAAAGCUGAUUUUGUGAAGAUGUAAUUGUACUUGUCGUCCAGCAAGUUCAGUAAUGGAAGAAUUGCUGACUGCAAGGCUGAUCUCGUGGAGAUCAUUAUACGUCUUGACUUCAAAGCAGGAACUGUUGUAGUGGAUGUUAUGUUUCCCUUCACUUCUAAAACUGAGAUGUUAUAUUUUGUUCGGAUGUAACCCAUUCAAGAGGCUGUUUGAGAGCAUGAUCCCGAAGGGGAAGGGAAAAGAAAAAGACAUGGAAGGAACAAGUAUGACUGGGUGGCGGCAGCUUACUUUUUCUUGUUUUGGUCCUUUUGGAUGACUGGUGUGAGGUGAGGGAUAAAUACUAAGCAUUCAUUUGCCUAUUUGGGGUCCGAUGACACUGUCAGCCGCUGAUACGUGCUGCCCUCACAGAGAGGUAGUUGUAGGGUCUGUUUGGUACAACUCACAAUAGCUUUAUGAGCUGUUGUGAGCUGUUUUUUUUUUGCCAAACACUUAUUUCUAAACCAGCUUUAUA